UAAAUGGAGUUUGAAACAGUGAAGAAACACUUGGAGAAAGGCCUCGACGGCAAUGGCAAUGGCAUACUUUCUCGGUUGUUCGACGACUUCAUCAUGCAAGGUCUGGGACUCCGAGUCGAGUUGAUCGAGCAGGGCCGACUCCUUUGCUCCAUGAAAAUCCCAGUUCGAUUUCUGAAUCCUAUGAACGUGUUGCACGGCGGAGCCACCGCAUCACUGGUGGACUUGAUUGGUUCUGCGGUUAUACACACUUAUGGACUUCCCACUGGAGUUUCGGUGGAGAUUACCGUCUCUUAUUUGGACACUGCUUUUGCUGAUGAGGAGAUAGAGAUCGAGGGCAGGGCGUUGCGUAUAGGGAAGACGGUUGCCGUCGUGAACGUCGAGUUUCGGAAGAAAAAGACAGCCGGAAUAUUUGCACAGGCUCGUCAUACCAAGUACCUCCCUCCCCAAACUAGAAUGUAG
Messenger RNA from Hibiscus syriacus, 459 nucleotides. Its product is annotated as acyl-coenzyme A thioesterase 13-like. The record is from RefSeq and is a predicted model, not a curated record. The coding region runs from base 4 to 459 and encodes 151 amino acids. Lineage: Eukaryota; Viridiplantae; Streptophyta; Magnoliopsida; Malvales; Malvaceae. The transcript has 3 exons. Gene Ontology annotation, molecular function: fatty acyl-CoA hydrolase activity.